AUGGCUCCCGAAUCCGUACUCACCCAAGAGCAAAAAGACCACUUCAUGAAAUAUGGCUACAUCCACCUGACGGACUGCUUCUCGCGCGAAAAAGCUGCAGAAUGGACGAAAGACGUCUGGACGCGGCUGGGCUACUCGCCCACCGACAAGUCGACCUGGACGCGCGAGCGCAUCAACAUGCCGUCCCACAGAUCAGAGCACGUCAAGACGUUCGCUCCCAAGGCCUGGGCCGCGAUCUGCGAGCUGCUCGGCGGCGAGGACCGCGUGGAUGAGGAAUCGGCCGUGUGGAACGACGGGCUGAUUGUCAACCUGGGCACGCCUGAAUGGGAAGGGAAAUGGCCGCAUCCGCGCGAGCUGCAGGGAUGGCAUGUCGAUGGCGAUUUCUUUGUCCAUUUUCUCGACUCGCGAGAGCAGGCUUUGCUCGUUAUUCCUCUGUUUACCGACAUCCAGGAGCAUGCGGGCGGGACGAUGAUCUGUCCGGAUGCGAUUGCACAUAUUGCGAAGCAUCUCCACGACCACCCUGAAGGCGUCUCCCCACGCAUGGUCCCCCGGGGCCAGCAACCGCAGCACGAAGGACUCGGCUUCUACAGCGAGAUCGUGCAGAAAUGCAAUGAAUUUUACGAAAUGACCGGCAAAGUAGGCGACGUGAUCCUGCUGCACCCGCUGAUGGUGCACUCGGCAUCGAUCAACAGUCUGCGGAUCCCGCGCAUCAUCACCAACCCGCCCGUGUCGCUGAAGGAGCCGUUCAACUUUGACCGCGAUGAUCCGAGCGAGUACAGCUUCGUCGAGCGGAAAACGCUAAAGGAGCUGGGCGUGGAGCGGUUACGUGGGUGGAAGAUCACCGGCGAGAGGGAACGCGUCGUCCCUGAGAGGUUGAAGGUGCAGGCUGAGAUGAAGAAGCAGGAGCUGGAGAGACUGCAGAAGGCGUUGGAGACUUCAGUCACUGCGUAG
Rasamsonia emersonii CBS 393.64 is the source of this 951-nucleotide messenger RNA. RefSeq lists its product as uncharacterized. The transcript has 2 exons. Lineage: Eukaryota; Fungi; Ascomycota; Eurotiomycetes; Eurotiales; Trichocomaceae. Bases 1 to 951 code for a protein of 316 amino acids. The record is from RefSeq and is a predicted model, not a curated record.